This is a messenger RNA of Periophthalmus magnuspinnatus, 2608 nucleotides long. RefSeq names its product TraB domain containing 2A (gene trabd2a). Gene Ontology annotation, biological process: negative regulation of Wnt signaling pathway. The coding region runs from base 303 to 1847 and encodes 514 amino acids. The transcript has 7 exons. Gene Ontology annotation, molecular function: metalloendopeptidase activity. NCBI's taxonomy places the organism in Eukaryota, Metazoa, Chordata, Actinopteri, Gobiiformes, Gobiidae. The record is from RefSeq and is a predicted model, not a curated record. Gene Ontology annotation, cellular component: membrane.
UUUCGACUUGGGUGGAAAGUUUGUUCAAAGAGUUUAUAAAGGAGAUGGGGAGCGGGUUGAGUGGGUGAUGUGACCUCCUAACUCCGAUGUCUUCGCGUCGCGGUGGGACACAUGAAACGGCAACCACGGUCCAUGCCCCGUGUACGGCCAGUAACGUGACCAUGUCCUGCGCGGCCACAUGGAGCUGUAGGAAUAGAACGUAACUUUACACGCUUUUGGGUGCAUCAACAGUGCAAGUGACGCGCUGUUUUUGUGUGUGAAGCAAACACGCUCCCUUCCACGUUGUUCCACCGAGAGCUACGAUGCGGGGAACCGUGGCAGCGCUCAUUCAGUCAUGUCUAAUUCUGCUGGUCCGGGCUGACCAGUGGCUCAAGGACUCGGGGAACUGCGAACUCAAUAAGAAACAAAGCGAACUCAACUCCUUCCUGUGGACCAUCAAACGGGACCCCCCCUCUUAUUUCUAUGGCACCAUCCACGUCCCCUACACCCGCGUUUGGGACUACAUACCCGACAACUCUAAGCAGGCCUUCCAGGAGAGCAACAUUGUCUACUUUGAACUGGACCUCACUGACCCUUACACCAUCUCCGCUCUGACCAGCUGUCAGCUCCUGCCCCAGGGCGAGAACUUACAAGAUGUUCUACCACGAGACAUAUACCGCAGACUGAAGAGACAUUUGGAGUAUGUGAAGCUCAUGAUGCCCUCCUGGAUGACCCCUGACCAGAGAGGCAAAGGGCUGUAUGCAGAUUACCUGUUCAAUGCCAUUGCGGGAAACUGGGAAAGGAAGAGACCGGUUUGGGUGAUGCUUAUGGUGAACUCUUUGACGGAGGCCGAUAUAAAGACUCGAGGGGUCCCAGUAUUGGACUUAUACUUGGCCCAGGAGGCGGAGAGGAUGAGGAAGAGGACCGGAGCGGUGGAGAAGGUGGAGGAGCAGUGUCAUCCGUUGAAUGGACUUAACUUCUCUCAGGUGAUCUUUGCCCUGAAUCAGACGUUGCUGCAGCAGGAGUCGUUGAGGGCUGGGAGUGUGCAAGUCCCUUACACCACUGAAGAUCUGAUCCGCCAUUAUAACUGUGGAGAUCUCAACUCUGUCAUCUUCAAGCAUGACACUUCACAGGUCCCUAACUUCAAAAAUGUGACCUUACCACCCAGUGAACAGGUGACAGCUCAGGAGAUAGACAGUUACUUCAGACAGGAGCUGAUCUAUAAGAGGAACGAGCGCAUGGGCAAACGGGUCAAAGCUCUGCUGGAGGAACACCCCGACAAGAGCUUUUUCUUCGCCUUCGGAGCAGGUCACUUUCUUGGCAACAACACGGUCAUCAAUGUGCUCCGUCGCCAGGGAUACGAGGUGGAGCACACUCCCGCAGGCCAGCCAAUAAGCAGACACUCUUCUUCUCGACCCAUCUCACCCGAAUCUGAAGACCACCACGAGGAACCUCCAGUCCUGGAACCGUUCCUCCACGAGCUCCCACACGGCGGGCACGACCAGCUGGACGAAGAGCACCUGCCUCACCUCCUGUUCCCGCCCGACAGCCUGGAGCUACUGGAGAAAGCCGAGAGAAAGAUGCUGAAAAAGAAACGGAGGAACAAACAGAAGAAGCAGAGGCACAGGCAUUUCAACGACCUGUGGGUGCGCAUCGACGACAGCAACAUGGUCCACUCCCCUCCUCCUCCGAUGGUGCGAAUCAUCAACGGCUACAUCACGGUACAACCUCCGGAGCGACCGCAACACCACAACUACGACUACCACCAAGUGUACUCAGCAGCGCCCUCUUUCUGCUCGCUCUCCUCACUGCUCGCAAUGGUCAUCUGCCUGACAACUAUUCAAAAUUUACGGGCUCUUGUAUUAUAGAGCACUCAAAUGUGAAUAAUUGUAUGAACUUUGUAAUGAAAGAGUUACAACUUUAAGAAUGCGAAGGGAACUUAUUAUGGAAGUCUAUGGAAUACAAAAAUAUGUAAAUCGCUGUCUGCAUCCCUGUACGGUAUUGCAUAAUAUAGCAGAAAAUGGACACUCUUGACUUGAAACUAAAAACAUGGCUAAACACCAUGAGUAAACGUACAGGUUGUUAGCUGUAUGACUUUUUGUAAAUGUUUGUAUGUAUGUGAACCUUUCAUGUGAGCUCUUAACCCACAAAAUGUUGAUGUUUUUACUACCUUAAUUUAUUCUUCCAUUUUAGAAGAAUGUAUUUGAUGUUUGCGAUGGAGGGAUUGUACAUAUUGUUUAAAAGUCAUAGAUGUAUUUUAGAUAUAUAAAAUUAUAAGAAGCUGGUGUUGUUGUUUAUAAAUUUAUAUAUAUAUGAAUAGAUAUGCAGUAUAUUUUUGAAAAGAGAAUCAGGAACUAACCAGUGCGGCCUGAAAGGGACAGGUAUCAGUGUUAUUGUCUACACACAGGGUUCAUGUUAAUAAGUACAUGUUUAAUUUAUUUAACGUCUAUAGUUUUGCUGUAGAUUUGAUGAAACAUUCCCAUUGUUUUUUUGUGUGUUAUAACAGAAGUGAGCCAAUGUUGCUGUCUGUACAUUGAUGUUCAUACAAAUGCAUCUGACACUGUUUACUGUUUAUCCAGAAUAUUUUGGUUUUACAAUUUACUCUCGCAUCAUAUGAUUCUUAUAGUAU